Ilyonectria robusta is the source of this 663-nucleotide messenger RNA. RefSeq lists its product as uncharacterized. The record is from RefSeq and is a predicted model, not a curated record. Lineage: Eukaryota; Fungi; Ascomycota; Sordariomycetes; Hypocreales; Nectriaceae. Bases 43 to 558 code for a protein of 171 amino acids. The transcript has 2 exons.
CUUGACCGUGUACCACCCUACAGUACUUCGUCGUCGUGGCUGAUGGCUGACGAAGAUGUCUAUCUUUGCCGUCUCAAAAGUUCGCAGAAGCGACCAAUGCCCCUGUCGCUCACUGCCUCUAUCUGUUGUCCAUUGCACUGCCAAGGCCGAGUUGGAGAAACAAUGAAAAAAAAACAUUCGCUCUGUCCUUCGCCCGUCGUCCCGAUUCAUCCAAUUGGGUCCCUCAAAGACACUCGUCAUUCGUCCAAGGUCGUACCACACUGUGCAUCUCCCGAAUCCCGUCGUCUCCCGCCCUUGCAAAUCGAGGAGCUUGGCCCUAACUUGGUGCUUCAAGCCUUGCUCUUUGUCUGUCCGUCCGCCUCUCCUGUCUACGUACCAAACAGCGCCCCACUGUUCCCGUGCCCUGUACGGAGUAGCCCUGGUACUUUGCUGUACGUCAGUGCUGCUGGUACAAGGGCCCUCGUCGGCGCUGAGGGAUUUUCGGCCAUGGCGCCCCCCAAGCUCCCACCCCAACUAAUCCAUGCUUCUAUCUCUCAGGAUGGUCGCGACUGGCGAUAGGAUGACGACACUGGGCGCCCAGGCUGGGCGGUCAGCAGGAUUGCGACUGGCUGGCUGACCGGGACGGCGCUGUGGCGGCCACGUAGAGGGAACAAAGCCGGUACG